GUGCGAGCAUGCGCAGAGGUGCCGGUGACAGAGCGGAAAGUCUUUGAGAGCGGAGUCGGCGGGGAACCGAGCCGCCAUGGCCGGGGAGGCCGUGCAGAGCGACCCUGGAAAUGUCCCUAUUUUUGAGCAACUGCGAUUGGACCAGAACUCGGAUUUCUCCGAUACCUCAUUCCAACAGAAAUUGGAUGAAGCCAAAGAGCAGAUAAAACGUGAGAUCAGAAAAGAGCUGAAGAUAAAAGAAGGUGCAGAAAACCUGCGUAAAGCCACCACUGACAAAAAGAACUUGUCCAAUGUGGAACAUGUCCUGAAAAACUCCAAUCGAAAACUGGAGAUUUUACAUGAACAGCUGCAAGACCUAAAUGCUCACAUUGUAGUGAAGGAUCCUGAGGAACUGCAAGAUGAACCUCAGUCACCUGGUACUGUGAGCAGGGAGGCUCGUUCCACUGCCAACAAGAAUCGGAUUGUGGCAUUAGAGAAACAGCUUAAUAUCGAGAUGAAGGUGAAGCAAGGAGCUGAGAAUAUGAUCCAGAUGUACUCUGGUGCACCUGUGAAGGACCGGAAGAUGUUGUCCACUGCCCAACAGAUGCUGCAAGACAGUAAAACCAAAAUUGAAGUGAUCCGUAUGCAGAUCCGCAAGGCAGUGCAGGCAGAUGAGUUGCACCUAGAAGAUGAGGAUGGCCAAGUGAAAGCAGAGCUAAGUCACCUUGAACUGAGAAUUGAAGAGUUGCGGCAUCACUUUCGGGUGGAACAUGCUGUAUUGGAAGGAGCAAAAAAUGUCCUCCGCCUGCUGGGGUCGGCCAAGGUUCAUGAUAAGAAAGCCCUGUCUGAGGCACAGUCCAGGCUGAAUGAGUCGAGUGAGAAGGUGGAUUUGUUAAAGCAUUCUUUGGAGCAGAGAUUAAAUGAGCUUCCAGAAGAUCAUCCAAAAGGCUGUAUUAUUAAAGAGGAACUGGUUAUGUCAAGCUCUCCAGCAUUCAGCAAUCGGAAUAGCACUUCUUACCAACAGAACCAGUACAGCACGCUUUACAAGCCAUCACCACUGACAGGCACACUGGAGGUCCGGCUUGUUGGUUGUACGGCUCUUUUAGAGUCUGUUCCAGGGCGAUCUCGUGGGUCUGGUGUCCCUUUGCCUGCGUACAGUCCCAACGAGAGUCGGACUUCCUUCAUGAGCAGGACCAGCCGGGGUCUGUACGGACGAAGUGGCAGUGGCAGUGGCCGUAACCUCCUCAUCAAAUCUGAAGAGUUAUCCAAUGAUGUGAGCGCCGUCCUCAAACUGGAUAAUACCGUUGUGGGGCAGACAGCAUGGAAAACAGUUGGUGAACAAUCAUGGAAUCAAACGUUCACAGUGGAGCUGGAGCGUUCUCGGGAAUUGGAGAUCAGUGUUUACUGGCGGGACUGGCGUUCUCUCUGUGCCUUAAAAUAUCUCAAACUGGAAGACUUCCUGGAUAACCAACGGCAUGAAAUCCAGCUCGAUUUGGAACCUCAGGGGGUCCUCUUGACAGAGGUCACAUUUUCUAAUCCUGUGAUUGAACGAAUACCCAAGCUGCAACGACAGAAGAAGAUUUUCUCCAAACAGCAAGGGAAGGCUUUCCUUCGAGCUCCUCAGAUGAAUAUUAACAUCGCCACGUGGGGUCGGUUGUUGAGGAAAGCAUUUCCUGCUAUUAAUUCCACAGGAACAUAUAGCCCCUCAUCUUACAUGGCUGCUGUCUCUGAGGGCAGGCAGACACCAUCCACCAACAUGCCUGGGUAAGACUGCAAGCUCCUGGCUGCACACCAUGCUGAAUUUUCCAUCUUGACUUACUGCACCAAGUGUUAAGAUGAAUUGAAAUUCUCAACCCUUUUCUCUCAUCCAGUCUCUUCUGACUUAUAACUGCAACUUUUCCAAAGCCUUCUGCUGCUUUAGAUAUUUCCAGUUUCCUGGUUCGGGCUGUUUCCUUUCAUUCAGUAUCUUUCACCCCCAUGUAAGAAUCAGUACAUCUAAUCCUACAGCACCCUACCCCUUCAGCAGUACCUCCAGACUCUCUAUAUUAGGACAGCUAGUUCCCAUAUACCCCAUCCCUGACCAGGUUGUCCAGUUCCCCGGUGCCUCAUCCUCUCACCAGGUCACCCUAGAUGUCCUUUCCUUUUUCCAGAAUCAAAGGCCUGACCAUUCUC
Messenger RNA from Chiloscyllium plagiosum (whitespotted bambooshark), 2151 nucleotides. The record is from RefSeq and is a predicted model, not a curated record. Lineage: Eukaryota; Metazoa; Chordata; Chondrichthyes; Orectolobiformes; Hemiscylliidae.